This is a messenger RNA of Osmia bicornis bicornis, 6024 nucleotides long. RefSeq names its product nucleoporin Nup188 (gene Nup188). Gene Ontology annotation, cellular component: nuclear pore inner ring. NCBI's taxonomy places the organism in Eukaryota, Metazoa, Arthropoda, Insecta, Hymenoptera, Megachilidae. Bases 181 to 5883 code for a protein of 1900 amino acids. Gene Ontology annotation, biological process: protein import into nucleus; RNA export from nucleus. Gene Ontology annotation, molecular function: structural constituent of nuclear pore. The transcript is spliced from 5 exons. The record is from RefSeq and is a predicted model, not a curated record.
UAUAAUAUAGUUGAGGUUAUGUACCUGCCCUUGUUUACAGUAAUAGUUUUUAAUAUUUAAUAGUAAAAUAGAAAUGUAACGCACAAAUAGCGUACUUAUUUUAAUUUUAAUAUAUCUACAUUAUCUCGUCUGAGAUUUGUAAUGUAUUUUUUAUAGUUUUUGUAAAUUGAUAUAUUGGAAAUGGAAUCCACUGUAGAAAGUUUGCCUUACUGUAAGGAGUUAUGGUUUUUGAUAUCCGACACCGUAUGCCGGUGUGAGAGACAACUGGUCGAAGAUGAAAUUAAAAAAGAAACGAAACUUCUCAAGGAAGGAUUACUGUUUUUUAAGCCAUACACGGAAGCAUCGCUUCAAAAUAUACCGAAAAAUGAUCCCUCACCUAGAAUGUACGAAUUAAUUAGUAAACUUGCUCCUCUCCUUAAUUUGGAUGCUACAAUCACAUGGGAUCUAGUCUGUAAUUUUAUAAAAUACGAAUAUCGAAAUUGCGCGGAGACUUUCGCGUCACAACUUAUAGAUUUUACCUCGAUGAAAGCAUUGAUCGACGAUAUUUGGGAUUUUUAUUAUUCUGAAAGGAUGACCUUAAUAAAGUGCCUUAAGCUUAUGGUUGAAUAUAAAGAUAAAGGGCAUCGUUAUCAGAAGGAAUUUUCAAACUUUUUCAAUGACAUUUUAUUUGGAACACUCUUAGAGUCUGUCAGAAAACAAAUAGAAAUGUUAAAGACUGUGAAUCCGCCUACAAGGUCCCAAUUGUGCACAGAAGAGUAUUUGCAUAGGUUGUACAAUAGUAGUCUGAUCGAAAUGAGAGAAUUACUCCAUAUACUAACUGUCAUCAUUCAUGAUAUACAUAUUGCUCACUCAGAAUUCAUGCAGUUGUACGAAAGCAUAGGAGGAGAACCACGACGAUUAGCGAGUACAAAGAGUCACGAAGAUAAAAAAGCGAUUGCUAGAAAAAUCAAAGAAAUACAGUUCAGUCAGGCAGGUUUGCUUCUGGUAGCGUUAGACGUCAGAAAACACCCCAACAUGGAAGAGUGGGUACCGAGCGUAAGGAGUAGUAUGCAAGAGAUCUUUGAACAAAAAUGUAUUCGCGAUAAUUUCCCUCAAGAUAGUCCACUGUUUCUGUCGUGGAUGAUGGCAAAUUACGCGAUCGAUUCUGAAAACGUAGAUACCUUGAAUCGAUUUAAGCCGUUUGCCAUCAAAGCCAUACAGCUUAACGUUUUCCACUACCUGCAAGACUUAUUGAAUUGCGAAAUGAUUUGCGAGAAAACUCAUUACGCCGAGGUUGUACGUAGCAGCGUGUACAAUCUUCUCACGUUGGUAUGCGCUUUCGUAGACGAAGACAAGUUAAGCGUAUUGAACGGUAUCUUUGAUGCCGUUGCUGCUACAAUUCAAUUUCCUGAAACUGCCGCGCGAUUUUGGGAAGAGCAGGACAACGGUUUAUUUAUGAUUUACAAGUUCGCUGCUGAACAGUUCCCAUACGAUUUCGACCCAUUAACGAACAUUGCGAUUGGAUUAGCAAGCGCCUCGCAAUCGAGUGCCGAAAAAAUUGCAAUAGAGUUAGAUAAUCUGCAAUCAUUAACGUUGGAGGUACCGCGGCAACGUGAUCACAAUAAGCCGUACAGACCAUACGAACAGGAAUGUACGAUUCACAGAAAUUCCUACACAAUAUCCGAAGAUUGUUUCCAUGAAAAUGUACGUAUAUUAUCCAGCGAUCGGGAAGUGGUGAUAUUUCGUCAAAGAGCGAGCUAUUGGGAUGCUUUGCAUUAUAAGAUAGAGCAGCUGUUUUCUCAAGUAGGCGGAAGAACGACACAUACGUAUGAAAUGAGUAAAAAUUUGCCAGAGAACGUUUGCUUAGGUCUGAAAUUAUUAAAGACGCUAGCCAAAUACGUUGGAAUACGGCAGAGCAUGGUGAUACCAACUGAAUUAAGUUUUGAAAUCAUCAACAGAUUUUCGUAUCCAGUAUUACCCGAAGAAAAGAUGUACAUAUAUAAAAUAGUAGCAGCAUGCAUUGGCAUCUCGUCCGAACUCGUACUGGAGUAUCCUGAAGAAAUCUUGUCACGUAUGCGUGCUGGUGUUUAUCCAAGAUUGAAUAAUCGAUAUCAAAAAGCCUUGAACUUUGCGGAAGCGGUCUCUUUCGACGGUGGUAUAAUCGCUUCUUGGUUGUCCGCUGUCGAGACGAUCGCCCAUUCUUAUCCAAUUUUGAACGCGUACUUGGACAUCUUAUCGAAAUAUUUAAUCAGGAAAUACAACGAGGAAGCUCUGUACGCGAUUGAAAUACCUGGAAUGGUAUUUUUGUUGCAGGGUGUUUUGCCAAAAUUGGAUAGCUGGUAUUUCGAAUCGGACGCAGAGAAAACCGACUUGUGGUUGAAAAGCAUGUUCUGUGUUCACAGAGCGCUCGAAUCUAGUCUACCGAAGGAAGACAUUAGAAACGAAUUACAGCUCGUGGUAGCGUAUAGUCUACUGUAUCUGGAACCAAGGCACGCGCUGCUCAAAUUGAUUCGUACCGGUGAACGUACUUUGCACAACAAGAUGAUGGCAGAGACAGAUUGGAUCCGCGGGAAAGGAUUUAAAGCGAUCAAAAGCGUACAAUUGGCUUUGUCCGUGGUAAACAGAUUGCUCAUAUUCCGGAAGUCAUUGGGCUUGGUAAUAGGAGAUAGGUCACCGUUGGAAGCUGCCUUGUACUCUUCGCCUCGGGUACCAAACGGUCUUUUGAUAGUACCUACGAUCGUUAAUUAUCUCUACGUUUGGUUCAGUCCACCUUUACAAGCGAUGGCUGUGAGAUUGUUGAAAAAAUUUGCCGAAGGAUCAUCGAUGUCACUUCUCGUUUGCAUGGGCAUGGAUGGUACAGCUAUACGAGAGACGUUCGCUUCUCGCAGAGGACUCAUGUCGCCGACUUGCGACGCUGAGGUGAAGGUAGCUAUUCUCGAGCUGGUCGCCGUGUGUUUAGAAAAGCAACCUGGACUAACAGAAGCUCUCUUCAACAUCGUGCAUCCGGCGGAAUGCAAACGAAUCUUUCCUCGAUCGGUGGAAGAAUUUUUUACAGAAGGGUGCAGGCAGUUUCUGGUCAAGUAUCUGCAGCGAAUUUAUGAGAAGGAAAAUAUCGUCUGCGACAAAUUGUACAAUAGUACAAUGGCGUUGUUACGAGCGAUGUGGUAUCACAGAAACGAGAUUCUCGUGAAUUUCUUUCGAAAACGAGAAAACUUUUGGACUCACCUUUUCGCGCCUCUUUUCAGAGACUUGGUACCAGGCGCGAAAGGCUAUUCCCAUCUGCUGGACAUAAUCACUUUAGAGCUGUUCAAGAGUACCACGUUGGAAGAGGAUUUCUCAAAUAAUCUGAAGAAACUGUUGGACAAAUCAAAAGAUUACUGGAAAAAAUUGGCGAUUUACAUACUCGACGAUGCGCACACAGAUACGGAAGAAUUAAACAGCUACGAGAAACAAGACACGACUCACGUAGAUUCGCUGUACGAAACUAAUUUGGAAUCCUGGUACAAUUUCAUCGUCACGCUAACGGAUGAGAGAAUAGCUUCGAGUUACCCGAUCAACGUGACCCAAGCACAGUUAAUAACCCAACGUUCCUUAGAAUCAUUGUUAGAACGAAUCAAACAGUCUCAAGACGUCUCCAGUCGAAAAGUCACAAUGUUGUUAGCUUCGUUGUCCCUACGAUGCAUCACUUCCUGGAAACAAAUGUGCGUGGACGACUCGAGAAUCUUUAAAACGGGUCUAACGCAGCUGAUGCAGGAAAUCGGGCAAGCUUAUCGCAGUUACGGUAAAUCAUUGCGUCAAACACUGAUCUCUUUGCUCCUCGGUUGCGUGCAGUGCGUGAAAAGCACCCUGCGCGAAGACGCGACCAGCCUCGAGUAUCUUUUGGCACACGCUUGUACGAUCGCUGCCAGCGAACUGGAGGAACUGAAAGAGGCCGCAACCUUGUUAGAGAAACGAAUACACGAAAAGGUGGAGCGAAGAACGGACGAUAAAGGAACGGUGAGCAGCGUGAAGGUACAGAAGAACGUCGACGAAAGAAACGCGGAAACUAUUCGCGGCAUUCGGGAAAGUUUACCAGCUACCCUGGCUGUUUGCAUGGUCACGCAACUGUUGCGCUCCUAUGUCGAAAGAAACGCGCUUUCCAAGUAUCGGCGAAAGUCCAGCUGCGUGCAACUUCGACAAAUGAUACCGGAACUGAUGGCCUGCAUCGGUAUCACUUUGCAAAAGUAUCCGUACUUGAGGUUCAGCAGCGCGGCGCUCGACCUGCUUAACUUAAUCGUACGUUCUCCCUAUACUUUGCAUCCAAUCAACGAAAACGACAUUGCUAAAUUGUGGUUGAGUUUAAUUCCACCUGGCGAGCUUGAGAACAGCAUGUUAGACUCGUUGUACGACGAUUGUCCGAACGGCAAAUGGCGAUGCCAAGAUUGGUGGCCACUUUACACGCUCGGCCUCGAGUUCCUAAUAGGUCUGGUCACCAGAGACAUGCCGUCGGUUUACAUUAAAUCGAUCGUGAUGUUCCUGAACUCUCACGAGCAACAGCUGAUGGUUGCGUCGACCCUGUUGAGGCACACCGCGGACCUCUUAGCAGCCGACCUAGUUCAGUCUCUCGUCGCUCUCAUCCACAUAAUGGCGACCCAACCGUACGUUUGGAACGCGAUACAGACAAACGUUUGCGAAACUCUGAUCAAAUGCAUGUACCUGGCGUACGACAACACCGUGAACCUGUUGCUGAGACCGCGGAUCCUCAAGUUCAUCAUCGACGGGAUCAGCGUGGAGAGCGCGGAAGAGUUGGAGUCUUGCGAUAAACGAUCCCCGAGCGGGGAAUUGAAGUUACUGGUCAACAAACUGAUCGUGAUAAACACCACCUGCGCCCUGAGUUUCGUCCACUUCUCUCCUCGAUUGAACACCCUCGUGGACACUAUAUAUACCCAAGACUUUUGGUACACUCCCAUGGCGGAGAUGUACUUCGGACCACCUCAGAUGAGCAUGAGUUCCGGCCCGCGGUUAACCUACGGCACUAUAAUCAGUUCAACGCAGCUGUUCACUCAGGCUCUUCAUUCCAGAUCGCAGUCUGUAAGCUCGUCUUCCGUUUCCUUCAUGGGGCAGCCGGAUAAAACGGAUUCCGCUAAGAAAGAGUGGGAACACGCGACCCCGGAGGAUCGACGAAUGCAUACGAGCAAAGAUCUAAGAAGGAUCAUUCACGCGGCCUCUGGUUCCAACUCCAGGUCGUCCGCCAGCGUUGGAGGAGAAUUUUUAGUGUACGUUAGCGGAAUGGACGUAACCGUGCCGUUGCUAAGCAGUCCAAGACUGGUACGCAGACCUUACGAUCCUCUUAUCUGCGAAAAUACUAUUCUAUCGCGUGCAACAGCCUUGGCCAGUGGUAGACACGUGGCAAAAGGAAGCAGCGGAAUGGUCGCAGGGAGCAGCGACAGUCCUAUCAUGACCAAGUAUCAAAAAUUCAGCGAUCCUUGGUUCGAAUCUAUGGACGAGAAUAAUACUAGACUGGCUCUUGAAAUUAAUCUCGUGUUGAUAUUGUGUCAGGCUUUAGAAGGUGUCAGGAGCCCAAGAAUCGCUCUCAGAGAUCGGCAAUUGAUCGCGCGCGAAACGGUCACGGAAUUAGGAGUUUUCUUCGAUUUUCUCGAACAUCGAGGUACUCCUGAUGACUGGCAAGUUAAAGGGUCUUUGAUCAACGCAGACUCUAGAAAUGUGAGAACUAUUCAGUGCGUUGAUACCAACCAAGCUAUUUUACCCGCGAGAUUGAUAGAAACAGCGAGAAAAGAUUUGGAAGAGAAUAUUCUUACCACCGGGAUGUUUACAACUAACAUUAGUAGCAUACAAUUUUUGCCUUUGAUGGGGAAAUUACUUAAAGCUGUAAUGGAAUCCUUGGAUUUAACACAGUUUCGGUAACGACAAACGUAUUCGCGAUCGCGUACGCUUUAAAUUAAUUAAAAGAAAAAACAAAAUAGUUUGAUAACUUUCAAAGGAAAAAAAAAGGUUUAUAAUUAUUUUAUGUUUAUGAUAUAAGUCAAUAAAGUAACAAUUUUUGUA